Molecule: messenger RNA, 1665 nt
Organism: Penicillium roqueforti
Lineage: Eukaryota; Fungi; Ascomycota; Eurotiomycetes; Eurotiales; Aspergillaceae
Product: putative NADPH oxidase (NoxA)
Exons: 4
Coding region: 1-1665 (554 amino acids)
Biological process (GO): superoxide anion generation; defense response
Cellular component (GO): plasma membrane; NADPH oxidase complex
Molecular function (GO): superoxide-generating NAD(P)H oxidase activity
Source: RefSeq, a predicted model, not a curated record
AUGGCCGCAGCUCAAGAUUCCUGGUGGAAGAGGGCGAACUUGACCGUUUCGAAGGUCUUGUUCCAUUUGUUCUUUUGGGGUGUACAUAUUGGGAUCUUUGCUGCAGGAUGGUACCUGCAGGCAUCAAAUCCAAAGUUGGCGUCACUAAAUACACUUGGCUAUUCAGUCUGGAUAUCGCGAGGUGCAGGUCUCGUUCUUUCCAUCGAUUGCACUUUAAUCCUAUUUCCUAUGUGUCGGAACGUCCUCCGAUGGCUCAGACCACAGAUCAAAUGGCUACCACUAGAUGAAUCGGCGUGGUUCCAUCGGCAAAUAGCUUAUUCUAUACUAGUAUUCACAGCUAUUCACACUGCUGCUCACUAUGUCAACUUCUACCACAUCGAAAAGAGGCAACUCCGCCCAGAACUUGCAGUGGAGAUCCAUUUUGCUCGCGCAGGUGGUAUCACUGGCCAUGUCAUGCUCUUGUGCAUGAUGCUCAUGUAUACAACCGCACAUCACCGCAUCCGCCAACAAGCAUAUGAAACCUUCUGGUAUGCGCAUCACCUUUUUAUUCCGUUCAUGCUAGCUCUCUACACCCACUCCACUGGGUGCUUUGUCCGGGAUACCGCGAGCCCUAUCUCUCCUUUCGCAGGGAAACAGUUCUGGAAUCAUUGUCUUGGCUAUGAAGGAUGGAGAUGGGAGUUGGUCAUCGGAACUUUGUAUCUCUUCGAACGACUGUACAGGGAGAUCCGAUCCCGGCGCGUGACAGUCAUCACAAAAGUCAUUCGCCAUCCUUAUGCCGCCAUGGAGAUCCAGUUCCACAAACCAAGCAUGAAGUACAAAGCAGGACAAUGGUUAUUCCUUCAAGUGCCUGAUGUUUCCAGCACCCAAUGGCAUCCAUUCACCAUUACCUCCUGUCCCUUUGAUCCAUAUCUCAGCAUUCACGUCCGUCAAGUCGGAGAUUUCACCCGAGCACUUGGAGAUGCACUCGGUUGCGGUCCCGCCCAAGCCAAAGACCUUGAAGGUCUCGAUCCCAACGGCAUGUACGAAGUUGCCCUGCAGAACGGACAGACCAUGCCCUCCAUCCGCAUCGAUGGACCAUAUGGUGCACCCGCAGAAGACGUGUUCGACAACGAAAUCGCCGUGCUCAUCGGCACCGGCAUCGGCGUCACACCCUGGGCAUCUAUUCUCAAGAACAUUUGGCAUCUCCGCUCAAGUCCAAACCCUCCUCGCCGACUGCGACGUGUUGAGUUUAUCUGGGUCUGUAAGGAUACCUCGUCAUUUGAGUGGUUCCAAGCUCUGCUAUCUUCCCUCGAAGCCCAAUCCGCCAACACCGCUGCUAGCGAGGGAAGCACCGAGUUCUUGCGUAUCCACACCUACCUCACACAGCGUCUCGACGCCGAUACCGCUGCCAAUAUCUACCUCAACUCUGUCGGGCAGGCCCUUGACCCUCUCACCGAGCUAAAAAGUCGGACGAACUUUGGUCGUCCGGACUUCAAGCGACUCUUCACGGCUAUGCGGCUUGGCUUGCUGGACCAGUCCUACAUGACGGGUCUGCAGAGCGCUGCUACCACCGAAAUUGGUGUUUAUUUCUGUGGUCCUAAUACUGCUGCCAUGCAGAUUAGCGAUGCGGCCAAAUAUUCAUCAACCAGGGAUGUCCGGUUCAAAUUCUGGAAGGAACACUUCUAG